AAGCGCUUUUACCUGGAGAAAUGAGGGCAGAGACGUCCUCGCCGGAGGGCCGCCACGCUCUGUCUUCCAAGAUGGUGAGUUCCUUGCGUGAGGAACCUGACGAGCCACGAGGAGGACGCUCGUUGCUCCCGUUGCAGAACUGCUCGGACAACGACAUCAAUCAACAUUUCCAGGACGCCAUCGACGUCAUUCAGCAGCAUUCCAGUACUUCCUACUACGACUCAGACUAUGGAUACUACGAGACUCUGGGUCCUCAGCAGCCGUCUGUGCAGUGCCAGAUCUCCUACUGCUUGGUCGCCCCCCACCCUGACAUGCCGGCCCCCGUGUAUGACUGGAACAACACGCCUUCAGCCGGGCAGCAGACGUGGUCUCAGGUGAUCCCUGAAGUCUCUUUGGGGGACUCGGUGCAAACUGAACCCGCUCACGUGUACCCGCACCAUGCGCCGCAGCGGAAUGCCAAAGGUCGCAAGAAGCUCCGCCUUUACGAGUACCUCCACGAGGCUCUCAACGACCCCGACAUGGGCGACUCCAUCCAGUGGAGCGACAGCGCCAGCGGCACCUUCCACUUCAUCUCCAAGAACAAAGAGAGACUGGCCGAGUCCUGGGGCCAACGCAAGGGCAACCGCAAGACCAUGACCUACCAGAAGAUGGCACGGGCCCUCCGCAACUACCGCCACACGGGCGAGAUCAUCAAGGUCCGCCGCAAACUCACCUACCAGUUCAACCCUAACAUCCUGAACCGGCUGGGAUCGGGACUGGCGCCCAGGAGCCAGCAGCCCAGUCCGGGUGGGCGCAGCUACUGCGGAUCAGCGGUGCCGGACUGGCAGAACUGGUACGCACAGUACCAGAUGCAGGACUACGAGCAGACCGCUAGCUGCUACUCUCGGGGUGACUUUUAGGUCUCGGAUGCGUGUGCUUCCAAGAAGAUCAA
Molecule: messenger RNA, 931 nt
Organism: Doryrhamphus excisus (bluestripe pipefish)
Lineage: Eukaryota; Metazoa; Chordata; Actinopteri; Syngnathiformes; Syngnathidae
Source: RefSeq, a predicted model, not a curated record